GCGCGGUAGACAUGUGAGAACGAGAAGCUGUUUGGGAACAUGAAGUAAAAUGUUGUCGAGCAAAUUUAAAAUCGUUUUUAUAUACUGUCGAAAUGUACAGGGUAAUAGGCACGUGGUUACGCGUUCGUUCCUUUUCUAAUGCCUUUCAGUGUUCUUUGAAGCGCCAUUAUUUCUGCAACAACAAAUCAGAGGACGCCUUAAAGACCUUUAUUGUAGACAACACAGAAAUAGUAAACAGCCGAAGUUUAACCCCAGAGAUUUCUUUAAGGCUCAUCACACCCAACUGCCGGUUUUGGACAGAGAAACCUGAACUAUGGCCUUUCACUGAUCCUUUUUGGGCAAUAUAUUGGCCAGGUGGACAAGCACUUGCUAGGUAUCUCUUAAAUAACCCAGAGGUUUCUAGAGGUAGAAGAGUUUUGGAUCUUGGUUGUGGCUGUGGAGCGUCAGCCAUUGCUGCCAAACUCACUGGAGCUUCCCAUGUGGUGGCCAACGAUGUUGAUCCAAUUGCUACUGUUGCCACCAAAAUGAACUGUGAACUGAACGGACUGGAUCCCUUGCCAUGUGUCACAGAGAAUAUGAUUGGUUCAAAGCCUUAUAACUGGGACCUCAUUCUUUUAGGAGAUAUGUUUUAUGAUGAAGUUCUGGCUGAUGACCUGCAUCAGUGGCUCCACAAAUGCAUUUGCGCACAUGGUACGCAGGUGCUUAUUGGUGACCCGGGACGAGCUCAGUUUGAGAGCCAUAACAUUAGAAAACUAUUACAUAAGGUUGCUCAGUUUGAGUUACCGGACUCGGUCAAAGAGGAGAAUUAUGGACUAACUAGUAGCACAGUGUGGUAUUACAAACCCGACCCUUAAUAUUUUCAUUUUUAUGUGUGGACAUUUAUUUGUCUUUUGG
This is a messenger RNA of Paramisgurnus dabryanus, 894 nucleotides long. It is a transcript of the gene etfbkmt, whose product is annotated as electron transfer flavoprotein subunit beta lysine methyltransferase. Gene Ontology annotation, biological process: peptidyl-lysine trimethylation. Gene Ontology annotation, molecular function: protein-lysine N-methyltransferase activity. The record is from RefSeq and is a predicted model, not a curated record. Lineage: Eukaryota; Metazoa; Chordata; Actinopteri; Cypriniformes; Cobitidae. Gene Ontology annotation, cellular component: mitochondrial matrix.